GGGCCGCUCUGCUGUCGGUGCCUGUUCCGCUCAACGAGAACUGCAGGGAGGCGUCCGCGGGGCCAGGAGACAGGCAGAGUGAGCCGAGACAUCCCCUGCGAGGAGGACACGAAGAAGAAGAAGGAGACGAAGAAGAAGAAGAAGGAGGAAACCACUGGAGAGUCUCUGCGCUCGCGGAUCAGUCGCAGUCUGCGGGUGCACUCCGCCUCCCGGCCGCCCCCCCCCCCUUCCUCCUGCGUGGGCGCGCGUGCGUGUGUUUACAAGCGUGCGAGACGAGCGUCAGGAACGAGGGAAGGAGAAGGACGAGAAGAAGAAGAGGAAGAAGGAUAAGAAGAAGGAGGAGGAUACAAGCCAAGGAAAGGAAGGAGGGAUGGUGGACAACUCCAACAGUAGCAAGGCGCAAAUGCCCAGUAUGUCACAAGAGCCUGGUGUGGCCUUUCCUCAGAGCACCUCUACAGGGGGGAUGAAGCUGGAGGCAGUGAUGGAGCAACUCCAGCGCCAACAGCAGGCUCGACUUGAAAUGGAGCGCAAGGAGAGGAAGCUGCGAGAGGCCCAUAUCAUGUAUGCCCAGCAGGUUGCUGCCCAGCAGGCCAUCCUGGCAGCCGCCCGGGCUUCUGGGGCCACGUUCAUGGGCAAAAGCCUGGCCGGAGUCAUCCCAGGAGGCGGGUUGCCUCCCCGGGUUUCCAAUCAGAGCAGUGUGGACUCCGAAAGAGAGGACGAUGAGGACAGAGGCCGUGAUUCGGGGGAUGAGGAUGACGACAAUGAGAUGAUGGAAGGAGACGAGGGCAGUGAUGAGGAUGAGGGAAGUGCCAGUGGUCUGGAGUUCCUUCGCAAGCAGACCCUCGCUUUGCAGCAAAGCGCCGCCCGCAUCCCUUCCCGUCCAUUUGGCAGCUACUCUGCUUCGGCCCCCCAGAGGGCUGCGUCGCCCCCUAUCAGAGUGAAGCAGGAACCUGACGAGGGCCUGUCUCCUGCCGGGCCUCACUCAGCUACCUCUCCUAAUGGACAGGCAGACUGGGGGUUUGAAGAUCACUUCAGACAGAAUGGCAGUGCAGGUUGGGCGGAUGAGGCCGACAGCAGCAGAGGGAGAGGAGAGGCCUCCAGAGACUUUGCAAAGUUGUAUGAGUUGGACAGUGACCCCAAAAGGAAGGAGUUUUUGGAUGAUCUCUUCACCUUUAUGCAGAAAAGAGGAACCCCUGUCAAUCGUAUCCCCAUCAUGGCAAAGCAGGUCCUGGAUCUGUACAUGCUGUACAAGCUUGUGACUGAGAAGGGGGGGCUGGUGGAGGUCAUCAACAAAAAGAUCUGGAGAGAAAUCACAAAGGGACUCAACCUUCCUACCUCCAUCACUAGUGCAGCCUUCACCCUACGCACACAGUACAUGAAAUACCUGUACCCCUAUGAGUGCGAGAGGAAAGGCCUUAGCUCCCCGGGUGAGCUCCAGGCCGCCAUCGACAGUAACCGGCGCGAAGGCCGUCGUCCGAGCUACAGCAGCAGCCUCUUCCGCUUCUCCCCCUCUCCAAGCACAGCCCCCCACAUCCUCUCCCCUCCCAAGAUGCACCUUUCAUCUCUGGGGCAUGGGACCUCUGCAGCCCUCAAUGGCCUGCAUGCCUCACCAGGACCCUCUCUGAAGAAAGAUGACCUGACCCCCUCCAUCAUGGCAGGGCGGUCCUCCAUGGCGCUGGCCCUGGGUCAGCACCAGGUUGCUGGAUUGGCAAGAGCCGCCACACUGGAGCAGUUGAGAGAAAAGCUGGAGACCGGCGUUGGAGGAGAGGGGCCAGAGAGGAAGAUGGCCCGUCUGGCAGAGGAGCAGCAGCGUCUGAUGCAGCAGGCUUUCCAACACAACCUGCUGGCUAUGGCAACCCAAAUGCCUAUGAACCUGCGUAUGGGAGCCCCCGUCAUCACCACUAGAGAUCAGAAGCAGCAGGAUAUGUCUCUUAGCAUCUCGACUAAUGGGAAUGCCAGCAUCACAGUCUCAGUGGAGGUCAAUGGCACAGUCUACUCAGGAACCCUGUUUGCCCACAAGUCUGCAGGAGGGCCUGCUGUCUCGGCUGCCGCUGCCACAGCCUCCCCUGCUGGAACCAGCACUAGCUUUGGCUUCUCUAUGCCGCCGGCUCAGACCCUCAGCCCCUCGUCCUCCUCAUCCUCCUCCAAGGGUCCUGGCUCGGCCGAGCCGGUCCCCAGCGGGUCACCUUGAUUCCAGCUGCCCUUUGUACCUGCUCCCCCGGCCUCUCUUCCACUGGGAGACCCUGCAUGAAUAUACAGUACAAUGAGAAACCAAUAAGAUUAACAAACUGUUGCACAACAAAUACCUCAUCAACCCUGUCAACGUCUUGGCUGUCCAAUCAUGAACACAGAGCCUGAGAAUAUUAUAUGACAACAUGUGCCCGAACGCACAGCUAUGCAUUUUACUCAACACACACACACACUCACACACACACAC
Messenger RNA from Limanda limanda (common dab), 2437 nucleotides. Its product is annotated as AT-rich interactive domain-containing protein 3B-like. NCBI's taxonomy places the organism in Eukaryota, Metazoa, Chordata, Actinopteri, Pleuronectiformes, Pleuronectidae. Bases 371 to 2191 code for a protein of 606 amino acids. Gene Ontology annotation, biological process: regulation of transcription by RNA polymerase II. Gene Ontology annotation, molecular function: DNA binding. Gene Ontology annotation, cellular component: nucleus. The record is from RefSeq and is a predicted model, not a curated record. The transcript is spliced from 9 exons.